Messenger RNA from Drosophila montana, 372 nucleotides. Its product is annotated as replication protein A 32 kDa subunit-like. NCBI's taxonomy places the organism in Eukaryota, Metazoa, Arthropoda, Insecta, Diptera, Drosophilidae. The record is from RefSeq and is a predicted model, not a curated record.
UUGAUGGUCUUCAAGCUGAUUAACGUGCUAGAUCCCAAUGAGGUGUGCACCCACACUCUGGAGGCGCUGCAUUCGCGUUACAAGGCUGAGGAGUACCAUGUCAAGGGCAAUACAGCAGGCGCAAGCAAUACGCAAAUGACCAAUGUAACUGCCACCCAAAGCAAUGCUAUUGUUGCUGGAUUGGACAGCAAGCAGCUGGCCCUUUUCCAGGCCAUUAAGAGCAACUGCUCCGAGGUGGGCGUCCAUCGACGCGAACUGAAUGCCAAGUUCUCUUAAAUAAGCCAAUCCGAAAUGAACAAUCUGCACUUCAUGAUCUCUGAGGGCCACAUUAACUCCAGCAUCGAUGCAGAUCACUUUAUAUGCACCAUGUAG